Strongylocentrotus purpuratus (purple sea urchin) is the source of this 924-nucleotide messenger RNA. RefSeq names its product calcium-activated chloride channel regulator 1-like. Bases 18 to 866 code for a protein of 282 amino acids. NCBI's taxonomy places the organism in Eukaryota, Metazoa, Echinodermata, Echinoidea, Camarodonta, Strongylocentrotidae. Gene Ontology annotation, molecular function: protein binding. The record is from RefSeq and is a predicted model, not a curated record. The transcript is spliced from 2 exons.
GAUCGGUCCCAGUUGAGAUGGACACCGUAGUGGAGCCAUCUUUCAUGCGUACAGCAUCGGGAGGAGUCUUCAAAGUCCAGAGCUAUACUCCCAACGCUCCUGAUACCCUACCACCUUCUCGUAUCCAGGACCUGGUCUAUACAUCUUUCUCCUAUGAUAACAGCACGGUGACCCUCAGCUGGACUGCUGUAGGUGAUGACAUGGACCAAGGAACAGCCUACAGUUACGAACUCCGCUAUUCCACCAACUUCUCUGAGGUACGGGACAACUUCAACGAAAGUACCAGGGUCACUCAGGAUCAACUGGUAUAUGGGAACCUAUCCCAUAUCAAUCCACCAGGAGUUAUUGAGAGUGUCACUAUCACACUCCCAGAGAAGGGGGAAGAUAUCGUCUAUUACUUUGCUAUUCGGGCUUGGGAUGAGGCUGGGAACGGAGGACAGUUGUCCAACAUUGCUUCCUUGUCGAUUCGUUUCAUACCAUUAGCUGUAACUACCACAAUAGACCCUACCAUGCUUGCUACUGAUGCAGUGACAGAACUGAUUACCAACCCUGAGACCACAGAAGCCAAGGAACCUACACCAUCGGAACGAUCUGAAACAACGCUUCAACAGAACCCUGAGACCACCGAAACCGAGGAACCAACUGGACAAGAAGACCAGGCCUUAAUCAUUGGUUUGUCUUGCGCACUAGGCGCAGUAAGCAUCGUGGCAGGUGUCAGUUUAAUGUACAUCUACUAUCUGAAGCACAGUCUCACCCAGGUGAAGCCUACCACACCGCCUGAAUCAGCAUGGACACAGCAAGAUCUUCCUGAUACAGAGAUGGUACAGAAUCCUGCCUAUGAUAAUCCUACUCUAUCUACAUCUUGAUUUACAGGUGUUACCUGUCCUGUAGGACGCAUCGGAUUGCUUUUAAAGCAAACAUUAU